CUUAGGGUUUGGUACUUGUGUCCUGCCUCCACAUCAGCUUCAGAGACCGCGCCGGCGCCGGGAUGUAUUCCUCACCUCCCAAGGGUUUAAAGCGGCGCAGUCGAUUUCUCGCUCGUUCGAUCCGAGCGGGGUAUCGUCGUGGUUAUGGGGAAGCUGCUGGACCUGAAGCGGCUCAUGUCCGUGCCGAAGGAGCGGAAUCGUCGUCGGCGGCAGCGGCAAAUCCGAGCCCGCAAUGGUUCAAUUGAUUCAGUGGCUAAAAGAAAGGGAUCACUCUGCCAACAAGUUGCAAAUUCUGAUGGCGAGAGAAGAACAAGAUAUUCAGGGCCUAACCUUCCAGAGGACAUCUGGUGCCAUAUACACUCCCUGAUGCCAUUCAAAGAUGCUGCCCGUGCUGCAUGUGUGUCUCAUGCUUUUCGUCGUUCCUGGCAACACCGCCCCAAUCUUAUAUUUUGUAUUGGAACACUGGGGUUGGAUUUCAUCAACAAAAUUGAUCGUAUUAUAAAAAACCACUCAGGCAUUGGCAUCAAAUCGCUACAGUUAGAAUAUGAUACUUUUUGCAAUGCUAGAAGGAGCGCUAGCAUCAGCUAUCAUCUCAAUAAUUGGCUUCAGAUUGCUGUUACACCAUGGAUUGAAGAACUAAUCCUUACACUGUCGCUAUCUUCAUACAAUGUGGAUUACAAUUUCCCGUGCUCACUUUUAUCUGAUGGGAGAGGAAGUUCAUUGCGACAUCUUUAUCUUGGCAGUUGUUUCUUUCAUCCUACAGUUAAUCUUGAAUUGAGAAACCUGACGAGGUUGCAUCUGGUUACUGUACAUAUUACAGGAGAUGAGUUUGGGUGCCUUCUUUCGAAUUCUUAUGCUUUGGAGCGAUUGGAACUUAAAUAUUGUUAUGGAAUAAUUUGUCUGAAGAUACCUUGCCUGUUGCAACGCCUUAGCCACCUGGAAGUGUUUGAAUGCAGAAUGCUGCAAGCCAUAGAGAAUAAGGCUCCAAAUCUUUGCAGUUUUGACCUUGGAGCUAGGCAGGUACGGCUCUUGCUUGGUGAAUCAUUGCAAAUGAAAACACUAUCCUUGGACUAUCCUAGUGCCGUCUAUUAUGCUCGUGCAGAGCUUCCAUCCAAUGUGCCAAAUCUUGAAAUUCUCACCAUUUGCUCGGAUCACGAGAUGGUUGAUACACCAAUGUUGCCUAGCAAAUUUUUCUAUCUCAAGUGCUUGACUAUUGAUCUUGCUUGGAGACUUUCCCCAGCCUAUGAUUAUUUCUCUCUGAUUUCUUUUCUUGACGCUUCUCCUUCCUUGGAGACUUUUUGUCUAGAGAUAUCACAGGACCGAAUGGAGAAUGAAUUGAUUAUUGGAGAUAUGUCACAUAUGAGGCAAAUGCUAGAACACCGUCAUGACAACCUCCAGAGCGUGGAGAUUAUUGGCUUUUGCUAUACAAAGAGCUUGAUCGAGCUAACAUGUCAUAUUCUUGACAAUACAACGUCGCUUAAGCACCUUAAACUGGAUACUACUCGUGAUGUUUUUAGCUGUUCUACAGGCAAACACGACAAAUGCUUCCAUAUGGGUAAGGAUAUGCUCACCGAAGCCAAGAAAGCAGUUUUGGCAAUUGAAACUUACAUCGAGCCAAAAGUUCCCUCCACUGUCAUGCUAAAUGUUGUGAAACCUUGCAACCGUUGCCAUGUUGCUGAAUCUUAGUUCUAUUUUUUUCCUAACAUAAUUCCUAUGUAGAUGAUUAUGGAGUUUUUUAACUGAUCAUGUUUUCUGUCUUCACACAACUGAAUUACGAGUCACAUCCAAUUGAAUUAUGAGUCACAUCUGUUCGAUCUCUUUUUUCCCAAUUCA
Molecule: messenger RNA, 1833 nt
Organism: Oryza sativa Japonica Group (Japanese rice)
Lineage: Eukaryota; Viridiplantae; Streptophyta; Magnoliopsida; Poales; Poaceae
Source: RefSeq, a predicted model, not a curated record